UAAGAUGGCGGUUUACAUGUGUUUAAAACGUGAGUAAUAAAACCGAAGAGAACAAAAACUAAUUAGACGUAUAAAAGUUAGUUUAUUAAGUUUUAUAAAAAUCUCAUUAUCCAUGAAUUCUAGUCAGAGAGUUUUAUCUAGGACUAUUUAUUAUAAAUAUUGCAAAAGGACAAAAUUUCGAGGUUUCGGCAUAUUUCAAGAUUAUUGUAGAAGGGAAUUUAAAACAAGUGAAUGGCAUUACGCUAAAAGAAAAAUACAGCCAGAAGAUCUUCCGGUUUUUCAGUAUGCAACAUCUAAAAGUAAACGAGCUAUAAGAGUAUAUGUAUGGGGACACGCAGUUUCUGGUUGCUUGGGUAUUCCGACUUUUCUAAGACCACCACCAGGUCGUCACAGACAAUUAGUAAACCACAAACCUACAAAAUUAACUUUUGCAGAAAUUUAUAAAGUUUUUGACGUUUCUUGUGGUCAUGGAUUCACAGUGUUUGCAGUAAAAUCAAACUUAACAGAAGAGAAACUGUUUGGAACUGGACUAAAUACUUAUACACAAAUUGGUUACCAGGUUGUUAGAAAAGAUCAUCCACUCUCUCUUAUUAUACAACCAGUUCCAAUCAAUUUGCCAUUAUUACCGAAAACAAAAAUUAUCAAUAUUGCUUGUGGUCAUGCUCACACUAUAGUUGUGACUGACAAAGAAGGUAUAUUUUCCCUUGGAAACAAUGAAUUUGGACAAUGUGGUUAUCCAAUUGUAGAGAAUGAAAUAUACUUUGGAAAGAAGCAGAUAAAUAAAGUCCGUGGUGUUGAUAAUAUUACUAGUGCUGUGUGUGGAGAAGAUCAAACAAUAUUUUUAAAUUCCAAAGGUGAAGUAUUUGGUUGUGGUUUAGGAAAUAAAGGACAGACAGGUCUUGGUCAUUAUCAAAACACAGGUGUUCCAACACAAUUAAAAGGUGAUAUUGAAGGAGAGAAAAUUGUUCAUGUUUCUGGAGCAUCUAAUACUAUGUUGGCCAUUUCUGAAAAUGGUGAUCUAUUUGGUUGGGGAAAUUCAGAAUUUGGACAGCUGAAAGUGACAAAAUGUGAUGAAAAUUUCUUAAAUGUACCAAGACAUAUACCUCUUCCAUCUAUUGGCAAAGUAAUUUGUGCAGCUGCUGGUAAAAGUAUGUGUGCUAUAGUAAAUGAACAGGGAAAACUUUAUGUAUGGGGUUGUGGUUUAUUAGGAAAAGGACCACAAGUAUCUUUUCUUGAUAUUCCAACUCUUUUACCUGAUGCACUCUUUGGAAAAAAUGAAUUCAAUCCUGACAGCAAAGUAAAAAGUGUAUCUAGUGGAUUAUAUCAUUUUGCUGCUGUUACAAAUCAAGGACAUUUAUACAUGUGGGGAGAAAAUCGAGGAGCAUGUCUUGGACUUGGUCAUAGAAAUGAUCAGUACUUUCCUUUUAGAGUAUCUGUUCCUGCAGAAGUAUUGAAAAUAAGCUGUGGCAUUGAUCAUAAUGCUGUACUUUGUAGAUCAUUUUGUAAGAAGAAUUCAUUUAUUUGUAAUAUGUUACGAUACCAAAGAGUUUUGAGAUCUCAUUUAAAGUUUCAUGUACCAAUCCUUACUUUGCUCAAUAAUAUUUUAUUUACUGGUGUAAAAUAUCCAAGAACUAACAGUAUAAGAACCUGCAGUGCCUCUAACACCAAACUGAAAGAUUUGCCAAAUUCUGGUCAUAAUGUUCCUAAUAAUAAAAUAAAAGAAGUAUAUGUUUGGGGUAAUACAGUUCCUGGAUAUUUAAGAAGUGUUAAUUAUUUAGAUCCAUUAAGAGAUAUAGAAGAAAGAAUAACAGAUGAUGAACCAAUUAGACUAAAAUUUCCUGAAGAUGUUAAUAUUAGUGAUGUUUCUUGUGGUCAUGGAUUCACUGUGUUUGCUGGUACAUCACCUCAUGUGAAUGCUAAAUUGUUUGGUACAGGACUAAAUUAUGAUUCUCAAAUUGGUUAUCAUAUUAAUCAGAAUGGAUCUCUACUCAAUGUUAUUUCACAGCCUCUACCAAUCAAUUUGCCUUGUUCAGAUAGAACUAAAAUUAUUCAGACGGACUGUGGUCGUACUCAUACUAUUAUUGUUACAGAUAAGGAAGGCACAUUUUCUCUUGGUAAUAAUGCAUUUGGUCAGUGUGGUUACAGCAUCAUGACAGGUGAAACAUACAUGACAAAGAAAACAAUAAAUAAAGUCCAAAAUGUUGAAAAUAUCAAACAUGUCAGUUGUGGUCAAGAUCAUACAAUAUUUCUAAAUGAUAAAGGAGAACUUUACAGCUGUGGAUGGGGUGCAGAUGGGCAGACAGGUCUUGGACAUUAUAAAAGUCAAGGAAUUCCAACUCAACUGAAAGGAGAUAUUAAAGGGGAAAAAAUAAUACAAGUUGCUGGUUCUUCAGAUACAGUGUUGGCAGUCUCUGAUAAAGGAGACUUAUUUGGCUGGGGAAACACAGAAUACAGGCAGUUAAAGUUAGCAACAGAUGAAGAACAAUUAAACGUUCCUAGGCAUUUAUCUCUGCCAAAUGUAGGAAAAAUAAUACAUGCAGCAGCAGGAGGUACUAUGUGUGCUGUUAUUAACAUUCAUGGAGAAGUUUACGUAUGGGGAUAUGGUAUUUUAGGAAAUGAAGCUAGAGUUUCACAUCUUGUUGAACCUUGUAUUUUACCUCCGAAUCUCUUUAGCAACAGUGAAAAUGUUUCCGAAGUUAAAAUUGUUAAUAUAUCAUGUGGCUUAAGUUAUUUUGCUGCCAUUACAAAUCAUGGAGACUUAUAUAUGUGGGGGAAAAACAGAAAUUCUAGAUUGUGCACUAGAUUUAUUGAUAAUAUAUAUUUCCCACAAAGAAUUAAUUUACCAGCUGAAGUAGUAAAAAUUAGUUGUGGAGUAAAUCAUGUUGCUGUGCUUUGCAAAAAAUUUUUAUAGUUAUUUCAUUUUGUUAAAUUUAUUCAAUGUGAAGUGUUAUCAGAUGUAUUAUAAAAGAUCAAAUAUAUAUUGUAUUAAAUAUUUAAAGUGCUUUUAUAUAUGUUUCUUAAUGUACUUUCUCACCACACUGGGUUGUAUAUACUUCAAUUAAACAACAAUCUACAAUUAACCAGUAACCAGUGUGAAAUUCUUUAAAAAUCAGCGAACGUUUUCGAUUCCCAUCCUGGGAUCUUCUUCAGGCUUAUUUUUAUACCUUCCGUUAUAACUGGAUUCUUUAAUUCGAAUUUGAGAUUCAAAUUAAAGAAUCCAGAAUUAUAAUCUCACUACAUUAAUGGCAUAUCCUAGACUGUAACUAACAAAUAACCGAAAAAAAGGGUGUCUCUUGCAAAGUUGUAGAAAAAAUUACUAUAAAAUAGAUCAUACAUUUUUUUCCCUCCCUUCAUUGAGUGUUUCUCUUGUGAAAACUUGCAUAAUACUAGAAAAUUUUGCUUACAUUUGGAAAUUAUAACUUCAAAGAAAAUAAUAUAAAUAGAAAAAUUUCUCUGCAAACUGGACCAUUCUGUAACACAAAAUACACAACAAAAAACCUAAGUCCUUCCAGUAACAAUAUUUUAACAAAGGAUCUCAGGAGGAGGUCAAAAACAUUUGUAUUUUGUUAAAACGUUACUGGAAGGAUUUAUGUUUUUAAUUGUGUAUUUUGUGAAAAUAACACUUAUUUUCAAGAAAAAAUUUAUAAGCAAUACAGUCUCCAUUACACCAAAUUAAAUAUAGAUUAUGAUUUAUCACACUUUUUGAUGAGAUAAUCCAAGAUUUCUUAAUUAAACUUGUCCAAAGCUGCUUGAAUUGCUUCUCUAAGCUACUGGACUCUGCUAUACUGAUUAUUUUCAGCAUAAAUGUGACAAAUCAGAACGUUCCACACAUUUUAUACAGGAUUGGGAUCAAGGUAUAUAUCGCAUAACUGGGAUUUUCAAACCUAGCUAAUUUCUUGCACUGGCACUUUUCUGGACAGAAGUAUUAUCAUGCAUGUAUGUCAAUGAAAUGUCAUCAUAAUCUAUUCUAGAAAAGGGGUUAAACUUUCUGUUAAAGUAGUUUAACAAAUUCCUAAUCUAAAUAUAUAAAAUUAUUUGUCCUGACUGACUGAGUGAUUGAUUCAUCAUCGCCCAGGGCAAACUGCUGAACCUAAAGUGGUGAAAUUUGGUACACAGAGUCCAUCAUGAAAACGCACACUAA
Molecule: messenger RNA, 4141 nt
Organism: Centruroides sculpturatus (bark scorpion)
Lineage: Eukaryota; Metazoa; Arthropoda; Arachnida; Scorpiones; Buthidae
Exons: 2
Coding region: 113-2911 (932 amino acids)
Source: RefSeq, a predicted model, not a curated record